GUUUACUUCCGUCAAUAAUUCUCGGGAAAGGCUGAAUUUUUCAAUACAACAAAGGAAGAGCUGUUGCCAGGUGAAGGAUGCCGUUCUUGGGCCAGGACUGGAGGUCCCCAGGAUGGAGCUGGAUAAAGACUGAAGACGGAUGGAAGCGUUUCGAGUUCUAUGGCCAUGAUUUGCGAAGCAACAAUAACGCACUUGAUUUGGAAGAGCUGGAUGAUGAAAACAAAGAAAACCUCUUUGGGGGGGACGUCUGCGAAGUAGCUGCUAAAAAGAGGAAAAAGGAUUACUUCAACAACAACACAAGAUCACAGUUUUUCUAUCAAGAGAAGUGGAUCUAUGUUCAGAAGGAGAGCACUAGAGAAAGACAUGGUUACUGUACAUUAGGAGAGGCUUUUAACCGCCUAGAUUUUUCCAGCGCCAUACAGGAUAUCCGGAGGUUCAACUAUGUGGUGAAGCUGCUGCAGCUGAUUGCGAAGUCUCAGCUGACGUCCCUGAGUGGCGCUGCACAGAAGAACUACUUCAACAUUCUGGAGAAGAUCGUCAAAAAGGUACUUGAGGACCAGCAGAAUCCACGUCUCAUCAAAGAUCUCCUCCAGGAUCUGAGCUCCACUCUCUGUAUCCUGAUCCGGGAGGUGGGGAAGUCGGUGCUGGUAGGAAACAUCAAUAUCUGGGUCUGCAGGUUGGAGACCAUUCUGAACUGGCAGCAGCAGCUCAACAACCUCCAGAUCCCCAAGCAAAUAACCAAUGGGGUGACACUUAGCGACCUGCCGCUGCAUAUGCAGAACAACAUACUGUACAAGUUCUCAGACGCCUGGGACAUCAUCAACCUGGGGCAGGCCACGCCCACUCUGCACAUGCUCAGUGAGGACCGGCAGCUGUGGAAGAAGCUGUGCCAGUUCCACUUCGCGGAGAAGCAGUUCUGCAGGCAUUUAAUUCUGUCCGAGAAGGGGCACGUGGACUGGAAGCUGAUGUACUUCACCCUCCAGAAGUAUUAUCCCAAAAGGGAGCAAUAUGGAGACACUCUGCAGUUCUGCAGACACUGUAGCAUUCUGUUCUGGAAGGACUGCCAUCUGGCUUUGUUAUUCAAGGACUCUGGGCAUCCCUGUACAGCCAAUGAUCCAGACAGCUGCUUCAUGCCUGUCUCACCACAGCACUUCAUUGACCUCUUCAAGUUUUAGACUGUUUCUUCCACUGUUGAUUUCUGUAGAGCGGAAGGUGCAUUUCUUCUUUGCUCGCCAAGAGUGUGCAAUGGUUUCAGUUUUCCCUAAAUGCAAAAGGGCUCUGAAGAUACUGUAUUUGUUCUGCUCUUUGCAUACAAUGAAAGGAUAAUAAUGACAGUAAAAAAAAGAAUGGAUUUAGCAUGUCGAAGAAAUGUCAGAGGAUGGUGUCUGGACUACUGUGGGGGCAUUUAACAGUUUGUUCGUGAUUUGAUAAGCAUCUUUACGUCCACUUGACACCUUGGGAGGGAGUAUAAAAUGUUUCUUGUUGGUGGCUCUAUGGUCUGUGCAAGUCUGUCUGCUGCUUUAUGUUCCGUUGUAAUGGAAUGCACGUUAAGCGUAGCUUUGUAGGUCUCUACCUUUCUGUUCUGUGUAUUUUGCUGUGCUGUGCAAAUAUCUGAGCGUUGACACU
Molecule: messenger RNA, 1626 nt
Organism: Megalops cyprinoides (Indo-Pacific tarpon)
Lineage: Eukaryota; Metazoa; Chordata; Actinopteri; Elopiformes; Megalopidae
Gene: fbxo25
Product: F-box protein 25
Exons: 11
Coding region: 78-1175 (365 amino acids)
Biological process (GO): protein ubiquitination
Cellular component (GO): cytoplasm; nucleus; SCF ubiquitin ligase complex
Molecular function (GO): protein binding
Source: RefSeq, a predicted model, not a curated record